Messenger RNA from Lolium rigidum, 1899 nucleotides. RefSeq names its product golgin subfamily A member 6-like protein 22. The transcript is spliced from 3 exons. The record is from RefSeq and is a predicted model, not a curated record. The coding region runs from base 134 to 1582 and encodes 482 amino acids. NCBI's taxonomy places the organism in Eukaryota, Viridiplantae, Streptophyta, Magnoliopsida, Poales, Poaceae.
UCUAUCAACACUGAUGAGUAUAAUGUAGAAAAUUCUUGGAGGAGUCAUGUAAUCUAGUGACAAGCAAUUAGCAUUCUCGGCGAAAAUAGCAUCUUCACGUGAGCUGCUAAAUAAAGGUAUAAAAGUCGUAAAUAUGUCUCAAGGCACUUCUCUGCUGCCAAAGGACAAAGGACCUUCUGAAGAUAAUUUAAAGGCCGUGGGCACAAAACGGCUGCAUACUGAUGCUUCUUCAAGCCCCGUUUAUCAUAAUGUUUAUGUAAGACGAAAAGUAGAAACUGAACAUAGUAAGGUGAACUCUUCUCAGGAGUUGAAGGGUAAUGGAAGAGGCAAAACAAAAGAGCAUGAAGAACAGCGAAAUGUGGAAACUGAACAUAGUAAAGUGAACUCUUCUCAGGAAUUGAAGGGUAAUGGAAGAGACAAAACAAAAGAGCAUGAAGAACAGCAAAAUGUGGAAACUGAACAUAGUAAAGUGAGCUCUUCUCAGGAGUUGAAGGUUAAUGGAAGAGAGCAGAAGGAAACUGGACAUAGUCAAGUGAACUCUUGUCAAGAGUUGAAGGAUAAUGGAAGCGAGAAAACAAAAGAGCAUGAAGAACAAAAAAAGGUGGAAACUGAACAUAGUAAAGUGAACUCCUCUCAGGAGUUGAAGGGUAAUGGAAGAGACAAAACAAAAGAGCAUGAAGAACAGCAAAAUGUGGAAACUGAACAUAGUAAAGUGAGCUCUUCUCAGGAGUUGAAGGUUAAUGAGAGAGACAAAACAAAAGAGCAGAAGGAAACUGAGCAUAGUCAAGUGAACUCUUGUCAAGAGUUGAAGUAUAAUGGAAGCGGGAAAACAAAAGAGCAGGAUGAACGGCGGGUGCAACAUGAUCAUAUCAAUAAGCCUGAAGUUCCACCUCCUAUUGCUGAAUCUGGAAUAAAAGAGGAGGUGGAGCGGCAAAUGGUGCAACAUGGUCAGCUCAAUAGGCCAGAAGUGGCACCUCAUAUUGCUGAAUCUGGAACAAAACAGCAGGAAGAACGGCAAGGUGUGCAAAAUGAGCAGAUCAAUAAGCCAGAACUGCCACCUCCUAUUGCUGAAUCUGGAAUAAAAGAGAAGGAGGAAUGUCAAAGGGUGCAACAUGACCAGAUCAAAAGGCCAGAACUGCCACCUCCUAUUACUGAACCUGUAGGGCUAGUGCCAUCUGAAAUGGCAUCUCCCAUUGCCGAACCUCUAGGGCCAGUGCCAUCUGAAUCCCCUGAAAAAACAAAUGCAGAAACUGCACCCGAGGAAAAUGAACCUCCAGUUAUUUCUGCUAAUGAGCCACUGGUUACUCCUGGUACCACUGUUGAAGGUGAUAUCCAUAGGUCAGGCAACCAAAAUCCAUACUGGAGCGAGAGAUAUAUUCGGUUACAGACAUAUUUGGAGAACUGUGACCGGUCACCCCAGGAGGGUUAUAUGCAAAUGCUUAGGUCACUCUCAGCAGCUGGUCGGAGCUUGCAUGCAAUUGAGCUGGAGAAAAGGGCAAUCCACCUCCUAGUGGGGGAAGGAAAGUGCAUUGUGUGGCACACUCUUAACACUAUAUCGCAGGUAAGGAGCUGCAACGGAUGAAGUCUUUGAAUGUUCUGGGGAAAUCUCCUCCAAAUGGUUCGUCGAAGCAGGCUCCCUUGCAGCGGUAGUGGUAGAACUGAGAUGCCUGAAGAAAUCUGUAGAGCUAAGUAAGAUGUGCUCAGUGCUCAUGUAAACAUUGCAGAAAGGACAUGUUCUGCUGAUGUAAUAACUUUUUUUUUUCUUCUGUCAUAUAAGGGUUCUCCUUUGACGUGCAAUUCAUUUUUUCCUCUUACCUACUCACAAUUGUGCUGUGGGUUUGUUGUAAUAUGAUGUAAUUAUAUGAGUAACUUGUCAAGGUCUAACUGUUUAUACUUUAU